Messenger RNA from Ylistrum balloti, 1436 nucleotides. Its product is annotated as F-box only protein 8-like. The record is from RefSeq and is a predicted model, not a curated record. The coding region runs from base 123 to 1007 and encodes 294 amino acids. The transcript has 6 exons. Lineage: Eukaryota; Metazoa; Mollusca; Bivalvia; Pectinida; Pectinidae. Gene Ontology annotation, biological process: regulation of ARF protein signal transduction. Gene Ontology annotation, molecular function: guanyl-nucleotide exchange factor activity; protein binding.
CAUUUCGACCAUGACCGCAAUAAUUGUGUCACGGGUGGAGCGCCGAUUAUUGCAGCCUUAACCGGGUAUUCAAGAUCUCUCCCUUUCUGGGAUACGAAAGGAGCAUAAUCAGAAGUGCCAGGAUGGGCCAGACACUCCGCAGACUACAGGAACUUGAUCGUCUGGGGUACUGCGGCCCCACCGAACUGACAGAAGAACCCACCAAUAGUCCCCAUCUGCGCAAAAAAAGACAGACUGACCAUGUGAUUACAAGAUUCCCUAACAUUGAGGACCUUCCUCCAGAGCUCAGUCUAAACAUUCUCUCCCACCUCAAUGCCACUGAUCUUUGUCUAGCAGCGUGUGUCUGGGAAAAUCUAGCAAAUGAUGAAAUUCUCUGGCUUGGGUUAUGCCGAGACUCCUGGGGAUAUACUAGUGCCUAUAGAAAGAAGCCAACAGGUCUCACCUACAAACGUUUGUAUCUCCUGCUGGAUGAAGCCAGUCUCACUUUCAACUUUGAUCCUUUUGAGGGUGCAAGGUACUUGUUCCAACAUGGUCUACUGAACGACAACCCAACAGAGAUAGCCAGAUUCCUUCACCAUACAAAAAGGAUCCGACCUGCCAGGAAGAGAGAGUAUCUGGAUCAAAGGAGGGAUGCAUUAUCUAAGAUGGUGCAACUACAGAAUUUUGAAAACCAGUUUUUACCCAAUGCUCUCAGGAACUUUUUUGGUGAAGUAUCUGCACCUGAUCAAAGGGGAGAUUAUCUCACUGAUAUUAUAGAGAAGUUCUCCGAGCGGUUUUGCAACUGCAAUCCUCAGUUAGGUCUUUCUAAAGAUGCAGUGUUCGUGUUGUGUUUUUCUCUUAUCAUGUUGUCUGUUGAUCUCGCAAGUCCUCAUGUUAAAAACAAGAUGUCCAAGCGAGAAUUUAUCCGGAACACACGAAGAGCUGCUGAGGGUGUUAGUGAUGACCUUGCAGGUCAUCUCUAUGACAACAUAUACCUUAUCGGGCAUGUUGCUGCCGAAGACAGAUAACAUUGACUUUAAAGUUCUAGUGUUUUAAGGUCGGGCUAAGUUGUACAAGGGGUUUUGUUAUCUUGACAAAUAUGUAUGAGGUAGACACAACAUUUCAGGUUACUUUAAUAUCAGUUUAUUCUACAGACAAUGCCUUACUUUGUGAUUAGGAUCAAUAAAAUUCCAAACAGAGCCUUCCAUAUACUAGAUCAGAAAAUGUAGUGUUAUAUGAAUCUAUAGGUUUACAGUGUAAAGGAGAAUGGUUGUAAUAAUAAAACAAUUAAGAUAGUAAAGGGGGAAAAUCUGCAGUUUUUAAUUGAUAAAUCAUGUCUGUUUAUUAAGUUUGGUUUUCUUCUCAUUUAGAAAUGAUUAUAUAAGGGAAUGUAGGAAUAUUAUAAAUUGAAAAUGCCUGGGAGAAAUUUGCCUUUUUUAAAAAAUUAUGAAUAUCAG